GCCGCGUCCACCUACAGGCGCCGCAUGAUCGUGCAGGCGUCCUUCCUCGGCCUGCACCAGGACAUCGACUGGGACUCCAGUCGCGUGAGCUGCAUCACCGCGGGCGAGCUGGAGAGGCUCGCGGGCGAGAAGCAGCGGCGGUCCCAGCACGAGGCCGCCGUCCGCAUCCAGCGCUCGUGGCGCGAAUUCAGCGCCAGGGCGAGGGCCCUGCUGAGCGCGCUGAAGGCCGAGCAGCAGGCCAGCGCCGUGAUCGGGCGCUCCUGGCGCGAGAGGCGGCGGCGGAGGCGGGACCGCCGCUUCGACGCCGCGGCGCGGAGCAUCCAGGGCGUGGUGCGUUGCUGGCUGGCCCGGCGCAGGCUUCUUGUGCAGCGCACCCUGGCGCAGAUGCGCAACCCCGGGCCGGGCACGGCCGAGCUGGCCGACGGCCCCGGGACCGCGGCUUCGCUGGACAGGAGUGGCUGUGAUGGCGAAGAGGGUGAGCAGCAGCAGGAGUAG
Prorocentrum cordatum is the source of this 495-nucleotide messenger RNA. Lineage: Eukaryota; Dinophyceae; Prorocentrales; Prorocentraceae. The record is from the annotation of a GenBank genome assembly.